AUGAUCAAUCGACACCAACUCAGAUAUAUUUACCUUUUCUUCUGGCUGUUUAUUGUCGAAAUUCAAGCUGGUGUCCUCGACGACGCUAUAAUUAUAAAAAAUGCCAACACGACACCAAUCUUUUUUCGCUGGUCACAAGGAUUUGAAUUGAAUGGUCAACAAAUUCGCUGUGCCACAGAUCAAUCAUCAGAAGACCCUUCUGGUCGUUUUCUUGAAGCUUACCCGGAAACGAAAGAUGAUGUAUACUUUCCACGUCCUCCUGAUGAUAGUCAACGCUAUCUUUGUAACAGCAAUUCUUCGCUAUUCAUGUACAAUCCACAAACUCGUCGCGUACGUCUGGUCGGCAAUGGACAUUGUCUCGUGGUAAAUCANAACGAACAGCAACGAAUGAGUCAACAAGCAGUCUCAUUUGGGGUAGUGAAUUUCGUUUCGUCCCCGACAAUAACAACAGGAGCAACAUGGCACUCCGCUUUAUUUCACCAACAGAUGGACACGAAUGGACUAUCUACAAUAAAGGUUAUAUGUUCAUUGUGGCCGAUAUCAUUCAGCAGCGAGUAG
Molecule: messenger RNA, 558 nt
Organism: Adineta ricciae
Lineage: Eukaryota; Metazoa; Rotifera; Eurotatoria; Adinetida; Adinetidae
Source: the annotation of a GenBank genome assembly